CUAUCUGGCCGUACACGUGGCAGAAUUAGGGUUCUAGCUAUGGCCAUGCAUUCUCUCGCUUCUCCGCGCUCGAUCUUCAACGCCGCCACUCCGGCGCCGAGGCAGCGGAGCUGCGCGCCGGCUGUGCGAUGCAUCGCCACAGCGAGCGCGUCCAGGAGCUACAAGAUUACUGUUCUUCCGGGCGAUGGGAUCGGGCCGGAGAUUAUGAGCGUAGCGCUGGAUGUGAUGCGAUCCAUCGGGUCACAGGAAGGUAUCAGCUUCCAUUUUACCACGAAGCUCGUUGGAGGCGCUGCGAUCGACGCUGCUGGAACACCGCUCCCGGAAGAAACUCUUGUGGCGUGCAAGGAUUCGGAUGCAGUGCUCCUUGCGGCUAUAGGCGGGUAUAAAUGGGAUAACAACGAGCCACAUUUGAGGCCCGAGCGUGGACUUCUGGGACUCCGUGCUGGUCUCGGAGUUUUUGCCAAUCUUCGGCCAGCUACUGUGUUCUCACAGUUGGUCGAAAGCUCCACUUUAAAACGCGAAGUAGCGGAGGGAGUGGAUGUCAUGGUUGUUCGAGAACUAACUGGCGGGAUCUAUUUUGGUGAGCCUAAAGGAUUCGGCACCAACAAAAAUGGCGAUAGAACUGGCUUUAAUACGGAAGUGUAUUCGGCAACCGAGAUUGAUCGCAUAGCUCGCGUUGGUUUUGAGACUGCCCGUAAGAGAACUGGGAAGCUCUGCUCGGUCGACAAGGCUAACGUGCUGGAGGCGUCACAAUUUUGGCGAGAGCGUGUCAUAGAGAUCGCGAAGGAGUAUCCCGAUGUGGAGCUCUCUCACAUGUACGUCGACAAUGCUGCAAUGCAGCUUAUUAGAAACCCGAAGCAGUUCGAUACGAUUGUGACAAACAACAUAUUUGGUGACAUUCUUUCUGAUGAAGCGUCUAUGCUAACGGGUAGUAUAGGCAUGCUUCCAUCAGCCAGCAUUGGCCAAUCGGGGCCGGGUCUCUUUGAGCCAGUUCAUGGAUCAGCUCCAGAUAUUGCUGGCCAGAACAAGGCCAAUCCUUUAGCGCAAAUUCUCAGCGUUGCCAUGCUUCUCAAGUACGGCCUGGGCGAGAAAAAGGCCGCGGAACGCAUUGAAGCAGCAGUCUUAGCAACACUGGACAGGGGGUUCCGAACGGGGGACAUCGUGUCCGAGGGAAAGACACUCGUCGGAUGCAAGCAAAUGGGGGAGGAAGUUAUGCGGGCACUGCAAGCGCCUGUAGCCGCCGGGCUAUAGCCAAGAGUUCCAAAUUUUGAGAGACUGGUAGCUAUGAUUCAGGUUUUGAUUCUCAGGCAGGUAUGAUAAAACUCAAACUUCGUACUUAUUUUUGUUAUGGAUGAUCCACAAACAAGACAGCGAAAAGAAUAUCGAAGUGCUCACGCGGAGUAGUCGAUAUCGAUGACUCCUGCGAUUCUUCCGAAUGCCUUCUGGGUAUCAAAAGCUCCUGGACAGCAGCCAUUACCAAUACAUUUGGUGGAGUAGAAGUGUCCACAUGCGGCUUUAAUGUUAUAGAUCCCUGGCGAUGCCGCUGCAAACAUAAAAUCUGAUGGAAGAUCGCCGUUCUCGUAGCAGGCCUAUUGCGAGACGAAAGAGAGAGGUCAUCAUCCUACUGCUGCGCUAAGAAUUCCCAGGCUUGGCUCGAGGACUGCCAUGAACACUACGGUGGCAAUGGCAAGAGCAGCGAAGGCUUUGGCAGUAGAAGCCAUCAUGGAGGAAAUGCAAAUGCGACAUGGAACUUGUCGAGAAACGCGUGCGUACGCAUUGCGUAUUUAUACUCGACCAAGAAGCGCUAGACUACAGUAAAAAUUCUCUUUCCAAAGAGACCGCAAUGGUGCCAUUUUUUU
Messenger RNA from Selaginella moellendorffii, 1859 nucleotides. RefSeq names its product 3-isopropylmalate dehydrogenase. Gene Ontology annotation, biological process: L-leucine biosynthetic process. The record is from RefSeq and is a predicted model, not a curated record. The coding region runs from base 40 to 1251 and encodes 403 amino acids. The transcript is spliced from 12 exons. NCBI's taxonomy places the organism in Eukaryota, Viridiplantae, Streptophyta, Lycopodiopsida, Selaginellales, Selaginellaceae. Gene Ontology annotation, molecular function: NAD binding; 3-isopropylmalate dehydrogenase activity; magnesium ion binding.